Molecule: messenger RNA, 2229 nt
Organism: Laccaria bicolor S238N-H82
Lineage: Eukaryota; Fungi; Basidiomycota; Agaricomycetes; Agaricales; Hydnangiaceae
Exons: 15
Cellular component (GO): plasma membrane
Molecular function (GO): calcium-activated cation channel activity
Source: RefSeq, a predicted model, not a curated record
AUGUCCGGCAUCUCAGAUACCGCAGACCAACUAUUCAAUCAAAAUUCGCGGACGCUGGCGCCUGCUGCUGUUGGUUCUCAAGUUGCUCUUAUGAGCAUUAUAUCUGUGAUAGCCAUUCUACUAUUCAAUUUUCUACGUCCAACAAACAAGAUCAUUUAUGAACCCAAAGUCAAAUAUCACGAAGGCAACAAACCUCCUCCCAAAAUAUCCGACUCGAUCUUCGGCUGGCUCCCACCGCUCAUCCACACCAAAGAACCAGAACUCCUGGAUAAGAUAGGCCUGGAUGCCGUCGCCUUUUUACGCUUUCUUCGCCUCCUUCGGACGCUCUUCACUGGUAUCACCCUCCUCACCUGUGGCAUCCUCAUUCCCAUCAACGUCGUUUACAACCUCAAGAAUGUCAAUACGAAAAGCAGGGAUAUCCUCAGCAUGCUUACAAUACGGGACGUGAAGGGAAGCUUCCUAUACGCGCAUGUCGUGGUCACCUACCUCAUCACCCUCCUGAUUGUCUUUUGUGUCAACAUGCACUGGAAGGCAAUGGUGGGCCUGCGUCAUACUUGGUUCCGCUCUCCAGAAUAUAUGCAGUCAUUCUAUGCACGGACCUUGCAGGUGAUACACGUCCCCAAGAAACAUCAGAGUGAUGAAGGCCUGAAGGGCAUCUUUGCGGGUCUCGGAAUGCCGUACCCAACGACCAGUGUUCACAUCGGUCGUAAGGUUGGAAAACUUCCUGAACUGAUCGAAUAUCACAAUCAAACUGUUCGGGAAUUUGAAGAAGUCCUCGUAAAAUACUUGAAGGGUGGCAAGAUUAGGGCCAACCGGCCAACUAUCAGGCUCGGUGGUUCAUGUGGGUGUGGGGGAACAAGGAAAGAUGCGAUUGAGUUUUAUACCGCCAAGUUGAAGCGCACAGAGGCUGCUAUUGAGGAUUACAGAAGCCAGAUUGACACACGUAAAGCUGAAAAUUAUGGUUUCGCUAGCUUGGCCGCCGUACCUUAUGCUCAUAUCGUGGCCAAGAAGCUGGACGGCAAGCACCCCAAGGGAACCACGGUUGAUCUAGCUCCCAAUCCUAAAGACAUUAUUUGGGAAAACAUGAAUAAGUCUGACGCAGAACUUGCUCGCAAAAGGCUCGUAGGAUUUUGGUGGCUGGUUCUUGUUUGCUUCUUCAAUACUGUGCCUCUAUUCAUCAUCUCUAUCUUGUCCAAUCUCGACUCUAUCCGUGUUUAUGUCCCUUUCUUGCAAACAUGGUUUGAAGACUCGCAAUUCUCCUUUGCGUUCGUCUCCGGUGUUUUACCUCCUGCUAUUUCUGGGCUUUUCGGUUUCUUCCUACCAAUUAUCAUGCGUUGGUUGACUAAAUACAUGGGUGCAUUAACCCACUCAAAGCUUGACCGCGCAGUCGUUGCUCGGUACUACAGCUUCCUGAUCAUCAGUCAACUGGUCAUUUUCACUCUGAUUGGUGUCAUCUUCAAUUCUGUGAAAGAGAUUAUACAACAAAUCGGUAGCAAGGCCAGUUUCCAGGAAAUCAUCAACAAUCUCCAUGAACUCCCAAAGCAAAUUAAUCGAACAUAUAUCAACCAAGCUUCAUACUGGCUGACAUUUUUUCCCCUUCGCGGGUUCCUCGUCGUUUUCGAUUUGGCACAGAUCAUCAAUCUAGUUUGGCUGUCGAUCAAAACGCACAUGUUUGGCCGAACCCCUCGCGACAUCCGAGAGUGGACUCAACCUCCUCUCUUCCAGUAUGCAAUCUAUUACUCAAACAUAUUGUUCAUGGCUGCCGUUGGAAUGGUAUUUGCGCCCCUCGCCCCCUUGGUCGUCCUAGCUGCUACGAUUGUUUUUUGGAUGAGCUCUUGGGUAUACAAGUACCAGCUCAUGUUUGUCUUCGUUUCGAAAGUUGAGAGUGGCGGUCGUCUCUGGAACGUCGUCGUAAACCGUCUGUUGUUUUGUGUGCUCCUGAUGCAAGCAUUGAUGAUUCUCAGUAGGCCACUUUGGAUUCAGUGGCUAUCAAGCGUGCCCCCUAUCUUGAUCAUCAUCGCUUUCAAGAUUUAUAUCAACCGGACCUACCUUCCCGCGUUCUAUUUCUUCAACCCCUCUGACGAAGAGAUUCGCCAAGCCAAGGUGCACUCAGAGCGAUCAGACACCCAAGGGAACAGACUCGAGAAGCGUUUUGGUCACCCAGCACUCCACACUGAACUGUUUACCCCGAUGUUGCACGCAAAGAUGAUGCCCCUCUUGAGCCAAGUU